UCAUGCGAGAAGGCUCCCGCUCCAGAGCCUGCAGCCUUCUUUGAUCCAUCUGACACUUGUGCUAAAGUUGCUCUGGGGUAUCGUCCCAAUGCCAAAGUGUGACCUAUUUAAGAAAGUAUGUGUGAUGUAGUCUGCGUGAGCUUCAAGGAGGGGUUAACAUUUUCUUCAGUAAUUAUUAAUACCAAUUAUACCAUGAAGGAAUGUUAGGUAAGGGUAGUUUUAGGAAAGAUUGUUGAGCUCGGUUAGGUGUACUGUCAAAUAGAUUUUCAACAACGAUGUGCUCUUUCUUCAGUUCUCUACAGCUCAAUAAAGACCAAGAAGAAUAAUAUAUAGUAAUGACCUUUUAAGAUUUUUUUUAGAAAAAAUAGAUAAGUUAUGUUGAAUCAACUACGUAAUCUUCGAAAAUUUAAAUAUUAGAGAUUUAAAAAAAACAUUAUUGAUAAGAAAUGAUUAAACAAAGUCCACUACUGAUAUAACACACAAAAAAAAUCCUAAUACUUCAAUGGAUGCAAUCUUAUCAAAUAAACGUCAACCAUUAAAUAAAACUUAAAUUAUCGCAACUUCCAUUACUUAGCUGACAAUUUAUAAAAGCAGUCGUUAUUUUAAUAUUCCUCUUACGCAAUGGCUUGGGAAAGAAACAAAAACGUUCCAUUACCAAGUGUUUGGAGAGAAUUUGUGAGUAAAACUAAUCGAAAAUAUUGGAUACAAGAUAUAACCGAAGAAUAUAAAGAUAUUAUUGCAAGUUAUAUGGCUUAUGGAUUUUCUAAAGAUGAACCACUUUGUAAAUUUUCACGUAAGUACGAUUUUUCUUAUAAUAAAAAGAAAUAAGUUCAAGAAACUGUAAAAAUAAAUAAUCACAAAAAGUGGUAAUGACCUCAAAAGAAAAAACAAAACUUGUAAAUUAGCGUGUGCAAAUAGAUAAAGCUGAGAUUAGAUCCGUUUAGAACACGCAUUACGCAAAAGAUAUUCGUCUGGCAAAGAUCCAACGAAAUAAAACAAAAAAUUACGAAAUGUCGUGGCAACGAGAUCCCGGUGUUCCGUUUCCGAGUGUUUGGCGCGAGUUUAUCAGUAAAACUAACACUAAGUACUGGAUACAAGACAUACCGGAUGAUUAUAAAGACGUAGUUGCGAAUUAUAUGGCUUAUGCAUUUUCGAAAGAAGAACCAAUGUUUAAAUUUUCGAACGCGACAACGUAUGCGGAAUACUUAAAAUUAGCUUAUAAUUUUUGGAGGAAAUGUGUCGACCAAAAUAUGGGGUUAAUUUGUUUUACAAAAGAUGAGGAUGGUGACUGGAAAAUUGCUGGAAUGAAUUGUACCGUUGUUUCAACAAUUGAUGAGGAAUAUGAAAAGUUUGAAAAUAAAUGUUUAAAUAAAAUUAUUUCAACGAUAACCUACGUUACAAAACAAGUGGACGCAUUUGAAACGUUAAAAAUCGAUAAAUAUUUAUCAGCGCUUGGUUUAUUUGUAUUGCCGGAAUUCCGUGGAGAAGGAAUCGGAUUGGAGUUAUUAAAAGCGAGGGAACCACUAUGUAAAGCUUGUGGGAUAAAGGUUUCUUGUACGGUAUUCACAUCAUUAUUUUCACAAGUCAUCGCAACAAAGGCUGGAUUCAAGGACCUCUAUGAUAUUUCAUACUCUGAACUAGAGAAGAGAAAUCCACUUUUUAAAUUUCCUGGCAUUCAAGAUCACACAACCAAUAUUAAAUUUAUGUAUAUAAAGUACGAAUAAAGUGAAUUUUGAAAUAUA
Messenger RNA from Onthophagus taurus, 1742 nucleotides. RefSeq lists its product as uncharacterized. The record is from RefSeq and is a predicted model, not a curated record. NCBI's taxonomy places the organism in Eukaryota, Metazoa, Arthropoda, Insecta, Coleoptera, Scarabaeidae. Gene Ontology annotation, molecular function: N-acetyltransferase activity.